Messenger RNA from Rotaria sp. Silwood1, 309 nucleotides. NCBI's taxonomy places the organism in Eukaryota, Metazoa, Rotifera, Eurotatoria, Philodinida, Philodinidae. The record is from the annotation of a GenBank genome assembly.
AUGGCAAAUCGUUUAUCAUGGAUUAUAUUUAUUUUAAUGUCUAUUCAAGUGGUUCAAACACUAUCUGCCUUUUCUGAUGUACCACCUCCGCCAGUUCGACCGGAACGGUUUAAUUCUCGUGAAGAACUCAAACGGUAUUUACAACUUGUACAUGAAUAUUAUGCGAUCAUAGGUCGACCACGUUUUGGUCGUUCUCUAUUUCAACCACGAACAAGUCUAGAUGAUCAACGUCUAUUUAAUUUUUUCGAUAUAAAUGGUGAUCAAUCAAUAACAUUCGAUGAAUUUGAAAAACGAUUCGAAAUUGACUAG